Messenger RNA from Trichophyton benhamiae CBS 112371, 1311 nucleotides. RefSeq lists its product as uncharacterized. NCBI's taxonomy places the organism in Eukaryota, Fungi, Ascomycota, Eurotiomycetes, Onygenales, Arthrodermataceae. The transcript is spliced from 2 exons. Gene Ontology annotation, biological process: GPI anchor biosynthetic process. Gene Ontology annotation, cellular component: Golgi membrane. The record is from RefSeq and is a predicted model, not a curated record. Gene Ontology annotation, molecular function: glycosyltransferase activity. The coding region runs from base 1 to 1311 and encodes 436 amino acids.
AUGGGGAAAAGCAUUGGAUCGAUGCACUCUGCCUUCCAACUACUUAAGCUGACGGCUGUCAAAACACUGCUGGCCGCCGCACUUAUCUGGUUGGUGAUAUUCCAGUACUGUCGAUAUCAGUUCUGGCGGGACCCUCACUCUGCCUUUUUCAACGACCGAGCUGGUGUAUAUGAUUUGGGGUAUAGUCUGAGUCGAGAGCGAGAGGCACACCACUUCAUUACUAGGAAUAAUGCGCGUGUAGAGCCGCCUGCUUCCAUCAAAGGCGGCACGGAUCCGUUGUUCUGUGUUGCGUUUGUGACUGUCCGGAGAGAGGCAGAUGACUAUUUCGACCCGUCUAUUGGAUCUCUUCUCGUAGGACUUGAUCCACGAGAAAGACGAGCCCUUCAUCUUCACAUCCUCUUCGCCGAUACGGACCCGAAGAGACAUCCGAGUUGGGGCCAAAUAUGGGUUGACCGGCUUGCGGAUGUCGCAGAGACCUACAAUGUUACUGCGAGUCAGUUGGAACAUCUCAAGAAACUGGAAAAGGAAAGGAAUUUUUAUGAAAAAGGAGUGUUCGAUUAUGUAUACGCCUUGAAUUCCUGCAAGAAAUCCAACGCCCCGUACACCGUGGUAUUUGAGGACGACAUCAUCAUCGCGGAGGGCUGGAUGGCAAAGUCGCUAAGAGCAUUAGCCGACAUCAAGCGAAUGCCGUUGAACAAACGACCUUGGAUAUACCUUCGCCUCUUCUACACAGAAACAGCUCUGGGGUGGGAGUCGUCUGACUUUGCCUAUAGAAACAUGCCUCUUGUCUUUGCAACUGCCAUGCUAUUCACUUUCUCCUGUCUGACCGUCGUCCGCCGACUACGCUCCUAUCGUUCCCUGAUCGACUUCCCUACCACUCUGGCAAUAAGCGUGAUCUGUGUCCCAGCCUUUAUUGCCCUUGCGUAUAUGGUCGGAAAAUACUCGUUAUUCCCUCUCCAUGGAGUUGCAGAGAUAGCUCCAUACGGUUGUUGUACGCAGGGAAUGGUGUUCCCCCGGGAUCAGGUCGAUGGUCUUAUUGCCUAUCUUCAAAAGAGAGGCCAUGGACAGACGGAUACUAUGAUAGAAGAGUAUGCGGAAGAAAGCAAACUAACGAGAUAUGCUCUUAUUCCGCAACAGCUGCAGCAUGUCGGGCUGAAAUCUAGUCGUGAUAACACCGAACUGAAUGCGCAGAGUACUUGGGCUUUUUACUUUGAGCAGAAUGUACCGAAGCUACUAAGGAAGGAGCAUGAUGAGAUAUUACAGGAUAGGGAGAUUGGAGCACUUUUGGAUAAGCAUGGCGCAGGUAAAUAG